Molecule: messenger RNA, 449 nt
Organism: Halteromyces radiatus
Lineage: Eukaryota; Fungi; Mucoromycota; Mucoromycetes; Mucorales; Cunninghamellaceae
Product: diphthamide biosynthesis protein Dph3
Exons: 3
Coding region: 53-307 (84 amino acids)
Biological process (GO): protein histidyl modification to diphthamide
Molecular function (GO): metal ion binding
Source: RefSeq, a predicted model, not a curated record
UCUUCUUUGAUUACUUUCAUUCAUUCACUUUUUUUUUUUUAUUUGAUCCAAUAUGACGUCUUAUUAUGAUGAGAUCGAAAUUGAAGACAUGGAUUUCAAUGAAGACGAUCAAGUAUAUACAUAUCCUUGCCCUUGUGGUGACAAGUUCGAAAUCUUUGUGGAUGACUUACGAGAUGGUGAAGAUGUUGCUCGUUGUCCCUCUUGUUCGCUGAUCAUUCGGGUCAUUUACGAUCCUGAUGAAUUCGCUGAUGAAGACGAUGAAGAUACAACUUUCCAAGUGGAAUCCAAUACCAUUACUGUUGCCUAAACACUAACCCAGUUUCCCAACCAUCUUUUUUUUUCUUUUCUCUUUUUAUAUUCAUACACAUCCUGCAUAUAUCAAACAUCCCUCACAUCUUAUUUGUAUUAUACAUAUUUUUUUUUGACCUUAAACAACUCAAAUAAAAUCA